AUGCAGUUUCCUGAAAAGAUCAUAAAAGGAAAAGAUACGGUUGUGGUGGGCCCUAAUGGUAGUAGGAUAUUAAGAAAAAAAUACGAAACAAUCGAUUUUAAAAAUUACAACAAAGCCACGAGAAAAUUGCUGUCGUAUUUUUUCCCUAGAGACAUCUUAGCCUCGUCAUCUUUGAGCGGUAGACAGAGUCCUGCAUUUUUGGAUGCCAAGAAACCCUUAAAACAAAAGUGA
Molecule: messenger RNA, 231 nt
Organism: Brassicogethes aeneus
Lineage: Eukaryota; Metazoa; Arthropoda; Insecta; Coleoptera; Nitidulidae
Source: the annotation of a GenBank genome assembly